AUGUUAAAGAAACUGCAACUAUCAUCGGAGGAGAAGAGAAGCAUCAAGUUUGAGGCGGAGGCAGGGAGCGGGGAGAAUGAUCGCCCACCUCAGGCGGUCGCGAAGCUAUUCUCGGAGAGGAAUGUUUGUCCUGAUGUCAUUGAGCAGUCUGUGGGGUGGAUCUGGUGCCCAACCAGGGGAAUCUCAUGCAAAGAUCUUGGAGAUAAUGUCUUCUUGAUCUCGUUCAACCAGGCGUCGGGUUUGAGGAGGACGUUGGAUGAUGGGCCCUGGAUGAUUUCAAAGGAACUCCUGGUGGUUACGGAGUUUGCUGAGGUGAAAUCGGUGGAUGAAUUUGACUUCUCCAUUGUUCCGAUCUGGAUGCGGGUGGAGCGCCUUCCUCUGGGUCUGAUGAAUCGGGCAGCAGCUAGGGCGAUUGGUGAUGAUGUUGGAGAGUUCGUGGAGGUGGAUGCGAAUGGAAGUGACUUGGCAGUGGGCAGAGAUCUGCGUCUCAAGGUCCGGAUGGAUAUCUGUAAACCUCUCUGUCGGGGCAUCUUAGCGGAUCUGGGACCAGACAAAGGAGAUUGGUGGUGCCCGAUCACUUAUAAACACUUGCCUGAUUUCUGCUACAUUUGCAGGCUGAUCGGUCAUGUGGAUCGCCCUUGUUCAAAGAAGUUGGGGAAGGGUGAGAAAGCCCCAUAUAGUAGGGAGUUGCGGUAUAUACCACCUUGUAAGCCGAUCGGGGGAUUUGGACGAUCGGGGUCGUGGAGAGCUGGGCAUUCUGAUAGCUGGAGCAGUGGAAGCAAGUCUCAGUCGGAUGGUCCUUCUUGGAGGAAGGAUGUAGAGAAGGGAGAUGUGAAGGUGAUCGAAGGAAGGAAGGAUGAUGGGGAAGAGGUGACGAGCCCUAUAAAGGAGAUGCAACUCUCGAAGAAGACCCCAGGUGUAGUGAGGACUGAGUUGUUUCCAAAGGAGGUGGGCGAUGAGCAUACUGUGAAGAAUAAGGAAGGGGAGAAAGAUAAAUUUGGGGGUAAGUUCAAGAGAGUGAAGAGGGAUGGCAAGCGGCAGAUGGGGGAAACGAUCCCGGGGGAGACACGGAAGAACAGGAGAGGUAGGGGAGAGGAUAUGGAUCUUGAUGAGCAGGCUGAGGUGAAGAGGUCUGAAAGCAUCUAG
Miscanthus lutarioriparius is the source of this 1146-nucleotide messenger RNA. NCBI's taxonomy places the organism in Eukaryota, Viridiplantae, Streptophyta, Magnoliopsida, Poales, Poaceae. The record is from the annotation of a GenBank genome assembly.